UCAAUCACUAUCGCCACGGCAAUAUGGCCGCGUCCAUGACGCGAGCGCUGCUUACAUAUGCGUAAUAGCGCCUCGAGGAAUUGGCCCCGGCUAGCUUGGUUAGCGAUGCAUAGCUUUCCGCUUUGUCUCUACUCGGCCGCAUGGCUACGUUCGUUUUGGGUAUGACCAUUUUUAAUCUUUCGGGCAUUGCUCAGUCGUACUUAAGAGCACUCGUCGGCCUUGCUACGGCGGUCACGGCAAACCCUUCUCCGAUCGGAAGUUGAGGAUUUGAUCGAACGUCGGCAAUUGACGCCUUGCAUGUCUCGGGAGUUGCUGUUUGGAGAAACGUGCCUCACUAGUUUCGUGGCAGGGGCGACUAGAGUCAUGGCUGCCAACAUCUGGCAGGAUGCGCUGAAUGCUGAGCGCGCCGCCAGCGCUUAUGAGAGAGCGCUAGACGAAGAAAGCGUGCUGGUGGCCCUGGGAGACAUGAAGCCAUCACCUAACGGGGACAGCGCCGCCGCCCUGGUGGACGAGAGUGGGUGCGUCUACCUGAGUGGCUCGAGGCGCAAGGUGGACUUUGUGCUGGCCUACUCACCUGCCAAGCACCAGGCCAUCCGGGACAUCUUCGAGGAGGAGCUCAGCAAGGCAGGCCUGGUGCUCGAGCAUGUCCCACUGAAUCCGAGUGGCCUUUGCUUUGUGAAGAUCCAUGCUCCUUGGGAGGUGCUGAGCUGUUUUGCUGAGAUCAUGCGCCUGAAGAUGCCCGUCAAGGAGCUUCCAAACCAAAAUCGCCUUGGCAGGCCAGUGAGACAUCGAAGAGUCCGAAGAUGGGGCUCUGCCAAAAACGAUAGCGUUCCGGGAUUCAUUGGUCUGGUGGGUGGAGCUACCCAAGAAAAUCAAUCGCCAGGGUGUCGUUCCGAAGACUCAUCGUGGAGCUUGAGGAUGCAGGAGCAGAAUGCUAUGCUGGACUGUGAGCCUGUGGAAGUUCGUUCAAUGGGACGUCGUCAAAAGCAGUUUGCUGUUACGUUUUCGAUGUCGAAGGAAUACCUGUUCGACAUCCCCGAGCCGAAAGAGGACUUUUUCAGUGCGGCACAGAGGGCGCAAGUGGUGCACUUUAUUCUUCAGCGCAAAUCGUUCUCAGCCGACACCCAGCGAAGCCACUUUGGCAUUGGCCGACUGCUUGCUGAUGGCGUCUAUUUGGCUGCUUAUCCACUGCACGAAGGUGGCCCCGACCGCACCUCUGGUGAAGGAUCGGCAGCGCCCCGCACGCAACUUCGGCGCAAGUGGGCCUCGGUGCUGGCAUUAUUUCGCUACCAACCACUGGAUGAUGUGCGACGUUAUUUCGGUGUCAAGAUUGGCCUCUACUUUGCCUGGCUAGGCUUCUACACUACCAUGCUUCUGCCAGCAUCCCUCUUGGGUCUUGGCUGUUUCCUGUAUGGUGUUGCCACGUUGGGCAAGCAUCGCCCUGUGCACGAGAUGUGCGCCGGUUCCGAGUCACGCCUGCUGAUGUGUCCGUUGUGUGACAAUGGCUGCGAGUACUGGCGCCUGCGUGACAGCUGCACACAAGCCCGACUGGGCUACCUGUCCGACAAUGGUGCCACGGUCGUCUUUUCAGUCUUCAUGUCGCUCUGGGGUGCUGCCUUUCUCGAACUAUGGAAGCGCUACUCGGCACGCAUCACUUACCAGUGGGACUUGUCUGGCUUUGACACCCUGGAGGAGAACUCGAGGCCCGAAUACCUGGCACGCUUGUCGCGCCUUAAGAAACGCGAGGUGGAGCUCAUCGAGCAGCAGGAGAAAGGCGGUGUCGAGUCCCUGUCAUUCUGGCGUAUACGCUUGCCCUUUGGCCUGUUGUCGGUGUCGGUGGUGCUGCUGCUGGUGCUGCUCGCUGUGGCCGCCGUUGUAGGUGUCAUUGUGUACCGCAUGUCGGUGCGUGCUACACUUGCACUGCAAAGUGAGGAGAUGUCGAGCUUCAUUCCACUCAUCACUUCCACCACUGCAGCCCUGCUCAACUUGCUGUGCAUCCUCCUCUUCAACAUGUUGUAUUCUCGACUGGCUGUCUACUUGACUGAGAUGGAGAUGCCGAGGACACAGACCGAGUAUGACGACAGCCUGACCCUGAAGCUGUACCUGCUGCAGUUUGUAAACUGCUAUUCAUCCAUCUUCUACAUUGCCUUCUUCAAGGGAAAGUUUGUUGGCCGACCUGGGAAGUACAACACAUUCCUGAACUAUCAGCAGGAAGAGUGUGGCCUCGGGGGUUGCUUUGUGGAGCUGUCCAUCCAACUGGCCAUCAUCAUGGUGGGAAAACAGGCAUUCAGCGCACUCUCGGAGAUGGCGCUGCCUUAUGCCAUGCGCCUCUGGUCUCAUCUGUCGUUUCUGCGGAGCAGCAACAAUGAGCACCGACCUAAGCAGCCCUGGGAGCGCGACUACUUACUUCCCGACAUGGGCUCCACUGGCCUCUUCUACGAGUACCUCGAGAUGAUCCUGCAAUACGGCUUUGUCACGCUGUUUGUGGCGGCCUUUCCUCUGGCACCUCUCUUUGCACUGCUCAACAACGUGCUCGAGAUUCGACUAGAUGCACUGAAGCUGCUCAGCUCUUAUCGGCGGCCAGUGGCUGUGCGAGUCCGUGACAUCGGUAUCUGGUACCGUAUCAUGGACUCCUUGGGCAAACUGGCUGUGCUUACUAAUGCGGUCCUCAUCGCCUUCACAUCGGACCUGGUGCCGCGCCUUUACUACCGCUGGAAGGUGUCACCCACGGGAACCCUUGAUGGCUUUGUGGACUUCAGCCUGUCCUACUUUGAUGUGCAAGAUUACGACGAGGGUGUGCGACAUGGGAAUACGUCGGGCCUGCUGGGCUCUCGAUAUUGCAGGUACGCUGACCACCGCACACCACCGUGGGUUGAGAACCAGUACAAGCGAACAUCACAGUACUUUGAAAUUCUAGUCUGGAAGUUUGCCUUCGUGCUAAUAUUUGAGAACGUAAUUGCAUUCCUGAUGACGAUAAUUCGCUGGAUCAUACCCGACGUUCCCAAGACCAUUCGGGAGAAAAUUCGAGAGGACAACCGGCUCACCAAUGAGAUCAUAAUCCUGCAGGAGCUACGCCGACGACAUGUGGACAGCCCGCCACCAGUGGCCUGAAUGUUCACUGCAGCAGUGUUCUGCCAUUCCUGCCAAGUUCCUGUUCCACUCUGUGCAAUUGUCUGCAGCUUGUGUUGUGAAAGCAAACUGAGGCCUUCGAUGCAUUGGUGCCAACGGUGCCCAUGAUCAAAGCCAUGGAAAAUGUUAAUGGACAAAGCUUGUGUUGCCACAGCACUUUGUGCAGUGAUUUUAGUGUCUGGUUUUGUGAACUCCUUGUGUACCUGCCCAGCAAAAAAAACAGCGCAUGCCAUACACAUGCCAUCAGCUUCACGGCUUGAAGGCCAUGCUUAUUGUUCUCAAACUCAGGGUCACGCCAGCCCGCCUCGUGAAUGAGGUUACCUGCUAAAGCAUUAACCAUAAUCGUGCUUUUCUCGCUCACCUUUAUUGUUACAGACGCUAUUUACUUACGCAGAGUUUAUACGUUGUGCCAACUGCUGCGCAAGCGCUAAUAUUACAAGCAAUCUCAAAUGCGUUAUAGACCGUGAGCAAUUUAUGUACAAUUUUAUGUACGGCUUGUUACAACAGCGACGUGUCAUCACUUUUUGGCCUAAGCACUACAGUUUCUAUUAAAAGUGUGCCACCACA
Messenger RNA from Dermacentor silvarum, 3696 nucleotides. RefSeq names its product anoctamin-5-like. Gene Ontology annotation, cellular component: plasma membrane. Gene Ontology annotation, biological process: chloride transmembrane transport. The record is from RefSeq and is a predicted model, not a curated record. Gene Ontology annotation, molecular function: protein dimerization activity; chloride channel activity. Lineage: Eukaryota; Metazoa; Arthropoda; Arachnida; Ixodida; Ixodidae.